AUGGUCCCCCGUGUGCACCACUCCAGAAUCGGAGAAUUCGCCUACUGCCAACUAUAUCACAGCUCUCACGAUCUCGGCCUGUGGUGCUCUGACCAGAGCAAGCAGUGGCUUGCUGCAGAAGACGACACGGAAGAUCUACCUCCGUUCGUAUCCUCUAACCCGGCAUCUCCGCCGCCCAUCGGUUCCGUCGAGCACAGAAUUACUCUGCGAGACGGCACCUUGACAAACGACUCAGCAGGCGUAUCUCGAGCGACCUCACCUGCCUCUAGUGUCAAAGCUGCUGGAUCCCCCGGCCAGCGGCCGUCGCUUGGAUCCCCCGAGUCACUCCCAUCGUUGCCCAAGUAUCCUGGCGCGUGGGACUCGCAAUCUUCUGCGUCCCCUGAAAACCACAAGGCAAGCAGCGCUUAUUAUACUGCCGCCUGGGGUUCACCAUAUGCUACGCCAAGUUCACGCCGACCUUCGUGGACAUUAAGUCAUCGCCCAGGUUUGAGUCUUGCUUCUCGGGACAACUCUCCAACCAGGGGUCGUGGGUACACCUCGACACGAGGUCCCGGGUCGCUGCGUACCACCUCAACCUCGAGCCAGUUUCCGAAACGGCUCUAUAGCUCUAUUGGCCGUUCUACAACAAGAGACAUCAGCGCCCCGAUAGCAGAUCCGUCCGUUCAACAAUUUACCGAGGAUUGGAUAAAUCAGUAUCUCUCUGGUCAAACACGAACAGAGCGAACGAAUUGGUUAAGUGACGACGAAGGCAGCGAGGCACCGUCUUUCACUACUGCUCGUAAUAACUUCGGAGACGACCCAACUGAGGGCUGGUUAGGGCUUGACGACUCGCGCGACGAAGAUUUGUUGAGAACUCCUAAAGCUGCCAAUUUCGGGUCGUUGAAGUCAAGGUUCGGGUCAAUUACUGGACAGCGUGGCCGACAUCGCAACAAACACUUGUCUACGCAAAGUACAGAUACCCUCAAGCAGGAAGAUUUCUGGGCCUUCGCCUUCGGAGACGAACCACCACCCAACGCAAUGGCAGACAAUAAAGACGCUCCUGCGUCUUCAGUGGAGAAUGACACUGACGCGCCGAUCUCUCCAGUAGACAAGCCUUUACCGCCGCCUCCACUCAAUGAAGCACAGACGCAGACUACGGAUGAAACCGCAUCGGUGCCUCUUAGCCGGCCCCCCCUGGUAAGCCAGACCUCUUCGCAACGCCAGAGGAAAAAGGUAGCCUGGCGUAACAAGGCUUGUAUAAUCUCGGUCCCUCCUGAGGAUACACGAGGAUCCAAGGAGGCUGGACAUGGCCUUCUCACCAAGGGAGACGUCGAGCAACGUUUGAAAAAAUGGCGCGAUCAAGGAUACCACGUUGAUGGAUUCGAUGUCUUUGCUCCAGAGCUGGACUCUGUUUUCACCGAAAAUGGUGGCUUUAGUCGGCUACCUUACCCAGACCCAGCUGAUUUCAAACAAGAUCGGGAAUCAAAAAACUAUUCUGUCCGUUUCCCAGAUCUGAACGAGUGGAAGUCAUAUGUCAACCAUCUACAAGAAGAGAAACUACGAGCACUGGGUGUCUUGAGUAGUUUUGACGAUGAGCCCCCUUCAGCACCGUCUCCUGCGUCCAUGGCUGCAAUGAACCAUGUGGCUUCCUUUCCUGGUCACAUCAUGUCGCCGCCGAUUCCCACGUCUUCUGCUGCCAGCAAUCCAUUAUUUGGUGCACAUCCUUUCUCCCCUCAUUUCAAUCAAUCUACGAACCCAAGUACAAAUGCAGAAUCACUAGCUUCGCCGCCGCCUCAAUUCGGAGGUCAACAUCCAUUCUUUGGCGUGGAUGGUAAUCUGGUAGGGGGUCUACCAUACCCUUACCAGCCUACACCUCCCCUUGCUGGCACGCUUACUCCACAGAGCUUAUUGAACGCACGCCAGGCAAGUGCCGGUGGCAUGCCAAAUUUGAAUUCUAUCUUCUCUCCCGUUUCACCCCUCAAUGCCGAGGAAAUGUUCAGCCAAAACUCUCACGACGGCUAUAGCCGCAGGGAUUCGUUACGUGCGCCUCCCAACCAUGAUACCCUAGAUUACGAUCGACAGACUCGAGGAUCGCGCGCUGCAACACUCAUUAUGGAUGAAGCUCAGGUCAACCCUGAGCACUUCCAGUCUUCGAAUGUGGAGCUUGCUCAACCCACACCUCGUGGUCAUGAUCGUAACCUAAGUGAGACUUUGCAAAAGGGCCUGGACCGUUACUCGCAAAACGAUUACAGCUUGGAGAAAUCGAUUCAAAAGCAGUUGGAGGAACCUGAAGGUGAUUUGCAGAGAUCUCGUUGGGCCGUCGCAGAAGAGGACGUGCAACCUUCCCCUGUGCACGGACAAUUUCCUGUUCAAGACUCCUUCUCCACUGGCCAUCAUCGCUUAUUUGGUGAACAGCAGCCUCUUAAUGAACAUCAAGAUGCUGAUGAAAUUGACACUAAUCCAAGCCUCGCGGGAAGUCCUCGCGAACAAAAGAUUGACAUGAGUCAUCACCCUUGGCACAGUGCAAAGGCGAGCACUGGUUCUUUCGCGGCCGGCCAUAAAUCGAGAACCUCUAUGUCCGGUCUCAAUGUUGAAGCUAAGGAAUUCGAUCCAACAGCUUCAUUCUCCUCGAACGCUUUCACAUUCCAAGGGAAUUCUUUCGGCUCCAACGGCUUUGCAAAUGGAUCAAUAUUCUCUCCGGCAUCAUCCGUAUUCAAACCCAGUGGUUCUUUGAGCGGGUUCAAUGUGACAGCACCUGCAUUCAAUCCUUUCGAAAGCAGUGUAAACAACGAAAACACAUCAUUCGUGCCCAAUUCCUCCGAGGGAUUCACAUUCUCGGCAGCCUCUUUCAAUGCAUAUGCCCCUGCAUUUAACCCUGGGACCAGCAUAACUUCAAACACAUCAGAUGCUCCAGACCAAUUUAGGAGCAGCAUCUUCGGUGAUAUUGACUUCUCCCAGAUGUCACACCAGGGUAAACGUUCCAAGGCGGUACCAAUCAUUCGACCUGAUGAGAAUUUGGAAGAUGAUAGUAAGGAGCAAGAAAUUACGGAGCCCGGUGCACCAGGCCCGCAGCCACGUCAGAAACGUGCUCGGCGCGGCGCUGGUGAAGUCGACGAAGAUGUUGAAUUGCCAACUCCUUCACCACUGGGAGAAGCCGCGCAAGCUCAAGCAUCGCCGGCUCCUGGCCAAGCACAGAAGAUGGCUGAAGGGAAAGAAAACACUUUCCCUUCGCAGGAAGGAGUGGAUGUUCCCAUCAAACCAUCAAGCCCUGAUGCAAAACGCCCUCGCGCCGACGACGAAGUGCCAACUGUGAAGGAUACUUCAGAAAUCGUUCUCGAGAAAGAAGAGACCCAGCCCGCCAUUAUCAAGGAUGCACCCUCCGCUAUAUCAGAGCCAAUGAAUGAGCCGCAAGCUGUUGCAGAAACAUCCAAAGGACAACCCCAAGAAGCGCCUAAAGACGAACUCGGAGAAGAACCGGAGGAGCCUAAAGAAAUCAUGGAGAAUAUAAAUAAUGAGCCAGCAACUACACCAGGUGAGGCUAUUGUUGAGCCUGUUGUUGAGCCUGUUGUUGAGCCUGUUGUUGAAGCACCAAAGGCAGAAGCGCCCAAACGGGAGCAAAGGAAAUCAAUAUUCUCGGCCCUUUCACGUUCUUUCACCUUCCGGCCAUCGAUUUCUGAGUUCGUUCCUUCAACUAAACCAGCCAACGAAGCUGUUGCCAGAUCUGAGUCACCAAAGGCUGAUCCAGCCAAGGCUCAACCUGAGAAACCUAAAAGUGGUCUCUUUGCGUCUCGCUACGCCGUUCAAGAAGAGGAAACAAACGAGCCUUCCGUUGAGCUUGAACCUGAGCGCCAGCCACUCGAGUCUGUCAAGGAAGAUAUCACCCAUGAGGCUGAUCAAGAUUCUGUCGAUGAGGCUGAAUUAAAUGCGGUGAUGGAUCAACUCAAUGGCGAUGAUUCAGAUCUCGGAGUAGAGCGAGUGAAAACUCCGUUACCGGAUCAAGUUGUUUCAACUACCCCUAAAACGCUUUCUGCACAACAGCCACACCUUCCUCACAUCAUUCGCAGCGAUGCUCCCAGUCCAAGCCCGAGAAGAGACCUGGAAUUGUUGCAAAUCGUCCCGAAACUCAGUUCUGAUAUGGACGCUCAUUCUAACACUUAUUCCCAGCGAGGUUUCGCGUCUGGUACACAGUCUCCAGUCCGCCACUUGCUAAGCAUGAAUGAGCAUGUUAGCGACUGGGAUGAUGUCAUCUCGUCGGGUGAGGAUGAUAAGCUGAUUCAACAAAGCAAAUUCUUCGAUCGUCAUAUCAACGACCUUGUCGGACGGGUUCUGGAGCAGCGACUUGGUCCUCUUGAAGAGGCACUCGGUGUCAUCCAACAUUCUGUUGUGUCCAUGAACUCGAGAUCUGCCAGUAGACAGCCAUUGCGUAACAGAUCUCCAGAAAUUGAGCACAGCGACGCUGAUGAUGAGGAUGAUGAAGAAGUUCGACCCGUAACACCAGUGAACAAGCGAGACAGAAAAUUAGAGAAGAUGAAGAGCGUUAUCCUUGAAGCGCUUACUGCCCAUGGAGCAGCGAAAUCAGAGCUUUCAACAUCUGCCACUGGCCUGUCUACAAUUCAAGAAAACAUUGCUGAGCUGAAGGCUUUGGUAGAAAGACCUCAACAGUCUGAAACAGCUGAUAUUAAGGCCUUAAUAAAAGAGGCAUUCGCUAACCAAGGACAAAAGAAACUUAGUGAGGCUGAAGAAAUUGGAGCUGAGAGCUUGAAAUUACAACUUGAUGGUCUUAAGAGCAUGCUUCGGUUGGCUGAUGAGCGUACUGAACAAGAAAUCAAGGCUCGCCGUGAUGCUCAAGAGGCUUUGAUGGAAGUGCAAAAGAUGCUUGGUCAUACUGAAAGCGAGGCUACUCGCUACCGACAAGCUGCUGAGGACGCAGAGGCGGAUCUUCGUCAAUUGCGGGAAGAAAAAAUUCCUCAUUUCGAGAAGAUCCAAAAUCGUUCCGAGACCCUUGAAAAGCAACGAGAGUCCUGGGAGCUCACACUCUCGGAGCUUUCUGCGAAGAAUAUUGCACUCGAGGGUACACUUGAUGAAUAUCGGGUUUCGCAUGAUCACUGGAAAAAGCAAGUCGCUGCGACAGAAGAGGAGAACAAGGAGCUACGGACAAAGACCGCACACCUCACUGCUCGUAUUGAAGACAGCAUGCGCGCUCGUCAGAGUCUGCGUGGCAAGUUCGACCGUCUUCAGGAUGACAUGGUCACUGUAACCCAGGAUAUCGCUAGCGAACAAGCCAGGGCGCGCAAGAUAGAGGAAGAUCUUACAUCUAAACAUGAUGCCCUCCGUGUUGCAUAUGAUAGAGAAGUUAAACUUCGUGAGAAGCUCGAGAUUGACAUCGAAGAGCUUGAAAAGUCCGAACGUGAAGCGUCGAAGUUGAAAUUCAUAUUCGGUCAAUCUCAGCAAGAAAACCACAGGCUCGAGGAGCUUGUCGCAACCCUACGUCAAGAAAACCAUGAAUACCAGAGUCAGGCGGCUCGUUUUGAACGUGAAUUUAACGAGGCACGCGAGAGCAGCCGUGUGGAGAUCCAGCGCGCCCGGACUUCGAUGGAAUCCGAUCUGGAAUCUGCAAACAAUCAGGUCAACUAUGUUCGCGCGCAACUUGAAGCUGAAAUUGCUCGUUUGGAAAGUCUAGUUGAGAACGUCCGUCUAGAUGCGGAUACCACAAAGGAGCGCUACGAACUGCUCUUAGAAGAAGCACGCGAAAACAAGGCUUCUGCUAUGGCUGAACUGGCUUCUUCGAAGGACAUGACCAUUGAGGAACAACGCAAGACACAUGACCGUGUUCUUAACGACCUCCGCGAACGCCACGCUCGAGCUUUGCAUAACGCCUCCGAAGACCGACAGCGUAUUGAGGCUCACGCGAACGAAAGGUUCACUCUUGCCAACGAAAAGGUACUCCACCUGCAAGACCGGGUAGCACACCUGGAAGAGAAGCUAGAGAUUGCCAAGUCGGCUGCCCGUGCAGCUGCUCAAGCCGCUCAGGCCAAGGGAGUUUCUGUUUCACCUUCCCCUAUACCGCACUCUUCUUCGCCAUCCCUAUCUUACAGCAAAGACUCUUCUGUACCAGAGAGAAUCUCUCCUCAGGCCCUUCGCGAGUCUAUUCUUGUACUUCAGGAUCAAUUACAACAGCGUGAGACCCGUAUCGAAGCUUUGGAACAAGAGCUGUCUGAAGUCGACAAGGAGGCGCCGAACAAGAUCAAGGACAAGGAUACUGAGAUUAACUGGCUGAGAGAAUUGCUCGGUGUUCGAGUAGAUGAUCUCCAGGAUAUCAUCAGAACACUUUCGCAACCUUCAUUCGAUCAAAACGCUGUCCGUGACGCAGCCAUUCGCCUUCGAGCCAAUCUCCAAAUGCAACUGCAGGAGAAGGAACGGGCGAUGACUGGUGGACAGGCCUUCCCAUCACUCGCUGAUAUUGCGGCCUCUCCACGUUCUUUACCUCUUGCAGCAGCGGCGGCUUGGGGGAGUUGGCGUAAGGGCAGAGAGUCCUUCACUUCGGAAGCUGGUACCUCGCAAACGCCUUCAAAAUCAAACAAUAACGGCGGCUUUCUAUCCGGCCUUCUAACUCCUCCAAAUUCAAAUGUACGCUAUACACCAAAAAAUUUGACUGCGCCACCUGGAGUUGGAAAGAUGGGCCCACGCCGAGCAGCGUCGGAAAGUCGUCCAUUGCGUGGAUACAAUCAAACGCCCCCCUCUCUCUCUGCUCGACAGACAGAAAAACUGCCUGUUGUCAACCAGGAUGCAUAUGAACCGCCGACCACCCCACCACUGCUUCGGAGAUCUAGCUAUGACCACGAUGCAGAGCCAAACAGCUACGACUCUAGCGCCUUGAUGGAUGACGGCGACAGUAUCAUGGCCCCUGAAUCCCCCAAGGGUUCAACAGAGGAAGCUGCCAUCUUCUCGCCACAAGAGUAA
Talaromyces proteolyticus is the source of this 6939-nucleotide messenger RNA. Its product is annotated as putative myosin class II heavy chain. Gene Ontology annotation, cellular component: cytoskeleton. The record is from RefSeq and is a predicted model, not a curated record. Bases 1 to 6939 code for a protein of 2312 amino acids. Lineage: Eukaryota; Fungi; Ascomycota; Eurotiomycetes; Eurotiales; Trichocomaceae. The transcript has 4 exons.